UUACCCUCCAUUAAAUGCAAUUGCACCCUCGCAAUACGCUCUGCAAUAACUCUUUGCUACCACAAAUUUCUUCAUCUCUUCCCCCUUUUAUCUCCCCCUCUUCCAUCCUUCUCCAACUCCAUCUCCUACUCCUGCUUUUUGUCUAUAUCUAUAUCACUUUCCUGCUUCACCUCACCACCUACUUCUUAUACCAUUAAACCUCAACUCCAGCCACAACUGCCAACCACUUCCUCUUCUUCCUGGGGAGUUUCCUUUGUUAGGCAAAAUCCCAAGACAGAAAGGGAAGAAGAAGCUGGUUUUGAGAGAUAUGUAGACAGACAAGGCAUAGUUGGAUUCCCUUAGAUCGUCGUCGGGACGUAAUCUAUAAAUAUUAUAUAUUUUUUCAUUUUGAGGGGCUUUUAACCCGAUUUUUGUCUUGCAAGGACUGUCUCGAAUUUGUCAUCAUUUAGCUUUUAUUAUUAUUAUUGUAGAUUCUGUCUCGCUUCGUACAUCAGCACAUAAGAAUCUUCGAGGAUAAAUAUAUACUAUAUAUAAAUCCCAAGGAGCCAAAAGAAAAAACACACCAGAGUCAACUUUGUCUCUCACUGCUUGAGAAUCUAAAGAGAACGUAGUCUCUCUCACUUAAAUCAAAACACAGUUUUAAGAAGUGUGAAGAAGCUACCUAUAAGUGAAUAAAUAUUGUUUCUGGACUAUGCCGGCCGGUGUAAUGGUUCCGACGAGAAACAUGCCGUCAAUGAUCAGUGGAAACGGGAAUGUUGGUGGCUUCGGAACUAUCUCAGGACUUACCCUUGGUCAGAUAUAAUAUGUUCCAGCAGCCUAAUAACAACAUGAUGGAAGGUCAGCUCCACCCUUUUGAGAUGACCCAAAACACUUCUGAAAGUGAAAUUGCUCGAAUGAGAGAUGAAGAAUUCGACAGUGCACUCAAAUCUGGCAGCGAAAAUCAUGAAGGUGUGUCUGGGGAUGAUGAUCAAGAUACUCGUCCUAACAAAAAGAAGCGUUACCAUCGACAUACCCAGCAUCAGAUUCAAGAAAUGGAGGCGUUUUUCAAAGAGUGCCCGCACCCAGAUGACAAGCAAAGGAAGGAACUUGGGCGUGUAUUAGGGUUAGAACCAUUGCAAGUUAAAUUUUGGUUCCAAAACAAGCGCACCCAAAUGAAGACCCAGCAUGAACGGCAAGAGAACUCGCAACUUCGAGCCGAGAACGAAAAGCUAAGGGCUGAUAACAUGAGAUAUAGGGAAGCUCUUAGCACCGCUUCAUGCCCGAAUUGUGGUGGUCCAACUGCUGUAGGACAAAUGUCCUUUGAUGAACAUCAUCUCAGGCUUGAAAAUGCUCGGUUAAGAGAAGAGAUUGAUCGUAUAUCAGCAAUAGCUGCAAAGUAUGUUGGGAAGCCAGUGGUGAGUUAUCCUCUUCUCUCUUCUCCUAUGACUCCUCGACCACUUGAUUUCGGUUCACAAACUGGCUCCGGAGAGAUGUAUGGUGCUGGGGAACUUCUUAGGUCGAUAAAUGCGCCUGCGGAGGCUGAUAAGCCAAUGAUUAUUGAGCUUGCCGUUGCAGCUAUGGAGGAACUAGUUAAAAUGGCUCAAGUGGGUGAACCAUUGUGGAUGACCAGUCUUGAUGGCUCAACCUCCGUGCUUAAUGAAGAGGAGUAUAUUAGGACUUUUCCUAGAGGAAUUGGACCAAAGCCUACCGGCUUCAAAGGCGAAGCUUCAAAAGAAACUUGUGUUGUUAUCAUGAACCACAUUAGCCUCGUUGAGAUUCUCAUGGAUGUGCACCAGUGGUCUACUGUGUUCUCGGCAAUAGUUUCAAAGGCUUCCACUUUGGAUGUCCUAUCAACAGGGAUUGCAGGGAACUAUAACGGAGCCCUACAAGUGAUGACAGCUGAAUUCCAAGUUCCUUCACCUCUUGUUCCAACCCGAGAGAGUUAUUAUGUAAGAUACUGCAAACAUGAUGCAGAGGGAACAUGGGCUGUGGUUGAUGUUUCAUUGGAUAAUAUACGCCCUAAUCCAGCAAUGAGAUGCCGACGAAGACCAUCUGGAUGUUUAAUUCAAGAAAUGCCCAAUGGGUACUCAAAGGUUACAUGGAUUGAACAUGUUGAAAUUGACGAUCGAGGUGUUCACAAUCUUUACAAGCAGCUAGUAAGUUCGGGCCAUGCUUUCGGAGCCAAACGUUGGAUUGCUACUUUGGAUCGACAGUGUGAGAGGCUUGCAAGUCUCAUGGCUACUAACAUUCCUACUGGUGAUGCUGGGGUCAUAACAAACCAAGAUGGGAGGAAGAGCAUGCUGAAGCUAGCCGAGCGAAUGGUGAUCAGUUUCUGUGCCGGAGUGGGUGCCUCGACAGCUCACACAUGGACGACAUUAUCGGGAACUGGGGCGGAUGAUGUAAGGGUAAUGACCAGAAAGAGUGUGGAUGAUCCAGGCAGACCUCCUGGGAUUGUGCUAAGUGCUGCUACUUCCUUCUGGCUUCCAGUUUCACCCAAGAGGGUAUUCGAUUUCCUCAGAGAUGAGAAUUCUCGAAAUGAGUGGGAUAUUCUUUCUAAUGGUGGAGUUGCCCAAGAAAUGGCUCACAUUGCUAAUGGCAGGGAUACAGGCAAUUGUGUUUCACUACUUCGAGUCAAUAGUGCAAAUUCAAGCCAAACCAACAUGCUGAUAUUACAAGAGAGUUGCACUGAUCCAACAGCUUCAUUUGUAAUCUAUGCUCCUGUCGACAUUGUUGCAAUGAAUGUGGUUCUAAACGGUGGCGACCCUGACUAUGUCGCCCUUCUUCCAUCGGGUUUCGCUAUUCUUCCGGAUGGGAGUAGUGGGAGCACUGGAAGCGGCAUGGCUGAUGCGGGUGGCAGCUCUGGUGGAUCACUUCUAACUGUUGCGUUUCAGAUUUUGGUGGACUCAGUUCCUACUGCAAAACUAUCUCUUGGAUCGGUUGCGACAGUUAACAAUUUGAUUGCAUGUACGGUUGAAAGGAUAAAAGCUUCUCUAUCAUGCGAGAAUGCAUGAACUGGCACAGCCUUCAUGGUUUAGGUAC
Molecule: messenger RNA, 3018 nt
Organism: Gossypium raimondii (Peruvian cotton)
Lineage: Eukaryota; Viridiplantae; Streptophyta; Magnoliopsida; Malvales; Malvaceae
Product: homeobox-leucine zipper protein HDG2
Exons: 12
Coding region: 753-2990 (745 amino acids)
Molecular function (GO): DNA binding; lipid binding
Source: RefSeq, a predicted model, not a curated record